AUGGUAGUUCGCCCACCCGGCCCGCCGCUCCCCAAUCAGACGGUUCCUUCCGAAAGCCGCCUGGGCGGCACCAUAGAGUCCGCCGGCGGGCGCUGCCUCUUCCGGGCGCCACCCGUUAUUUCCGGUUCCGGCGCCGUUUCGCUUCGGCUCCUGAUCGGGGACCCGGCCGGGCUGGCGCGUGCGGGAGAAGGAGCUAGGAGGGAGCGCGGCGGCGCACCAGGCAGCGCGGGCGAGAGCGACAGUGAGACCGGAGGGCGCGGAACGCAGGGGGGGGGGGGCCGGGGGCGGAACGCGGGGGCGCAGACCCCAGCCUCACCCAAAGCGAUUUUGACCUCUCACCUAUCUUCCCCCCCCCGCCCCCCCAGGGAUGAACACAGCACUGACCCCUACCACAGCGGGUAUGAGAUGCCCUACAGCGGGGCGACCGCCGGCCCUACCUACGGGCCCCCCCAGCCCUGGGCGCAUCCCGAUAUGCACGUCAUGCAGCAGCACCAUCUCCUGCCCAUCCAAGCCAGCAGACUGGGCAACAUCGCGGAGGUGGACGUGGGCAUGGCCCCGCCUGUCAUGAAGAGCUUCAAGGAGUUCCUGCUGUCCCUGGACGACUCGGUGGACGAGACAGAGGCCGUCAAGCGUUACAACGACUACAAGCUGGAUUUCCGGCGCCAGCAGAUGCAGGAUUUCUUCCUGGCGCACAAGGACGAGGAGUGGUUUCGCUCCAAGUACCACCCGGACGAAGCGGGGAGGAGGAAGCAGGAGGCUCACGGCGCCCUGCAGAACCGGCUCCGAGUCUUUCUCUACCUCAUGGACAAUGGCUGGUUCGAGAACUUGCAGCUGGAUAUCGACAAGGCCACCGCGAUCGUGAAGAUGCUGGACGCUGCCGUUAUCAAGAUGGAGGGGGGCACAGAGAAUGACCUGAAGAUCCUGGAUCAGGAGGAAGAGGAGGAGAGGCAGGACAAGGCCGAGGCGGGGAAGAAGGACGAGGCCCGGCUGUCCGACGCCGAGCGCAAGGGCUCGGACAAAGAGGACAAGAAAGAGGAAGGCAAACAGGCUGACAGCGACGAGCCGGUGGAGGAGAAAGCCAAGAAGUCCGAGGAGGAGGAAGAGGAGAAGCCGGAGAAGGAGGAAGAAGCAGAGAAAGAGGCCAAAAAGGCCAGCAAGAAGCGCAAGCGGAAGCGCAGCGGGGACGACAGCUACGACGAGGGGAGCGUCUCCGAGUCCGAAAGCGAGUCCGAGAGCGGCCGGGCCGAGGGCAAGGAGGAGGAGAAGCCCAAGGAGGAGAAGGCGGCGAAGGAGGAAGAGGAAGAGGCGGCGGCAGCGACGAACGGGGAGUGCAAACGCGCCCCCUCCAAGACCUGCUCCCUCUUCAUGCGCAACAUCGCCCCACAUCUCCCAGGCGAGAUCGUGGCGCUCUGCAAGCGCUACCCCGGUUCAUGCGUGUGGCCCUGUCGACCCCCAGCCGAGAGGAGUAGGUUUUUCCGCAGGGGCUGUGACUUUCAACGGAGCGUGAACAUCAAGGAGAUUUGGGAGCUGCAGACAAUCCGGCUGCGGGAGUGCGAGCUGAGCCCUGGCGUGAACCGCGACCUGACCCGCCGCGUGCGCAACAUCAACGGGAUCACGCAGCACAAGCAGAUCGUCCGCAACGACAUCAAGCUGGCGGCCAAGCUCAUCCACACCCUGGACGACCGCACCCAGCUGUGGGGGGCGGGAGAGCCCCGCGAGGCCCCCCAGGUCUCGAGCCUGCCCUCCCAGAACCCCAUCCUGAAAAACAUCACGGACUAUCUGAUCGAGGAGGUGAGCGCCGAGGAGGAGGAGCUGCUGGGCAAGACCGGGGAGGCGGCCGACGAGCCCCCCAAGGAGGGGAACCCGGCCGAGAUCAACGUGGAGAGGGACGAGAAGCUCAUCAAGGUGCUGGACAGCUGCUGCCUCUACCUGACGGAUCGUGCACUCGUGGAUUUUACAACACCUCCGGAGAUAUCUCCACGGGACGCGAUGGCGAACCGCUGCGUCUCCCGACUCUGGGAGGGGAGCAGGGGCUUGGACCCCAAUGUCUUACACCUCUGCUCUUCCUUUCUUCCCCUUCUUCCAGGUCUCACCCCUGGGCUGCCCUACCCGCACCAGACACCUCAGGGGCUAAUGCCAUACGGACAGCCCCGCCCGCCUAUUAUGGGAUACGGUGGUGGCCCCCCCUACCCUCAUGCCCCCUACACCGCCGGCCGCGGUAACUACGACACCUUCCGGGGCCAGGGCGGCUACCUCAACAAACCGCGCAACAGGAUGGUCCGGGGCGACCCCCGCGCGAUCGUUGAGUACAGAGACCUGGAUGCCCCUGAAGACGUGGAUUUCUUCUGAGUGAAACGGCCCCGCCCCUCGUUUUAAGCCCCGCCCUUUCCCCCCCCAAACUGCUCCUCUCACCCCCCCCCCAUUUUUUUAUAUGAGUCUCCGCCACUGAAUUCCCCACCUCACCCCACGGCCGACUGUUUGUACAUUUCACCUUGUCCGUCCCUACGCGAUUUCAAUAAACACCUGGAUGGGAAAGCCA
Molecule: messenger RNA, 2539 nt
Organism: Chelonoidis abingdonii (Abingdon island giant tortoise)
Lineage: Eukaryota; Metazoa; Chordata; Testudines; Testudinidae
Source: RefSeq, a predicted model, not a curated record